This is a messenger RNA of Babesia ovata, 810 nucleotides long. RefSeq lists its product as uncharacterized. The record is from RefSeq and is a predicted model, not a curated record. Lineage: Eukaryota; Apicomplexa; Aconoidasida; Piroplasmida; Babesiidae. The transcript has a single exon. Bases 1 to 810 code for a protein of 269 amino acids.
AUGGUUACGUGGCAACUAACUCUUGAGGUCGAAGGUGGUGGAGAACAUGGUCUCGUAGCUUUUCGUCACAUAUUGGGCGUAUUUCGUCGCAAUGUGUUGUCGAAUUCCCUCGUCAAUGGCAUCUGCGCACUUGCAGACUUCCUCGAGCUCCAGAGGCGUGUCCAUAUAUUUCUGCGCCGUGCCCAGUGCGAGCAUGAUCUCCAGGUCCUCUGUGACCUGCUGCUUGAGGUUGUUGGUAACGGUUUUGCACGCCGUCAGCAACCUAACAACGGGAGGCGCCUCACGCAAUGGUGUUACGAGCUGGUAGAGCUCACGUACAACCACUGCCAGUCCGGCCGCCUCGUUAUACUUGCGAUUCUUGGCAUUCUCGCGCAACGACUCCAGCAUGGUGGAGAGCAUGAGAAUGCGUUUGAGGUUUGUGAUGGUGUUGCAUAUGUUGUUUUUCGCGUGGUUAAGCGCGCGAAUGUCCGCCGUCAGGAUUUUGAGGGACUGCUCUCCUCUCAUGGUGGGUAUCUGUAUCUCCGCCAUUUGCGCAAUGAGGUCGUUGGUGGCGCACUGCAAUUUUUCGAAGCGUUCGUGCGCCAUCUCAAUGCUGAUCGCCUUAUCGUUGAUGACCUCCAUGAGCUUGCAAUCUUGCUGUCGCAUUUCGCCUUUGACUUCAGCUAUGAGUGCGUCGAUGUCGGCGAAGUUGCACUCGUCCGUGAAGUGCUCGUUGAGAAAUUCGACCGGGUUGUCGACGAACUUCGCCAGAUCGUAGCGUGGCGCUUCUUCUAUUCCAUCCAUUUUGCAGCGUUAUUUGAGUCGUGGUAA